UUCAGCGAUUUCCGACCAAGUCCGAGGAAUGCAUUCUUCACGCCAGAUAAGUGCUCCACAAGAAACAUGAGCUCCCCGCCUCCUUCUGUGACUCAGUGCCUGCUGCCUGUUACAAGGCUGACAUGUGACCCCACGGACCGGUUCCCGUCCAAGUCUCACAUUCCGCUGCUGAUAUUGACCUCGACAUCGUCUCGUAGUAAGCUGGACAGAUUGAUACAGUACCGGCGUUGGCGAGAAGCCAUGAUGGACUGCGUGCAUCCUAGCAAACUGCCUUUGUCUGAGUCCUUCAGGAAAACCCUAGACUCUGCUGUGAUGGAGGAAUGGGCCCUCCAUUGCUGGCAGCCAUCCAAGGACAUGUACGUGGACUCCCAGGGCGUGUGGUGGAGCGCUUCUUACCAGGAAAUUGAGAGUGGAGAUGUGCCAGAGUCUCUCCUCGGAGACGGCCGACUGUUCAGUAAAGAAGGACUGCUAGACUUCACAGCCAGGCUACCCUACAUUAAAGUUGGCCCACUGCGUUUUCUGCACGCCACUUACGUCCUGAUGGCCGUCGCCUGCGUCACGCUGGGUCACGUUGGUAUCCGACUCUACCACUGCGGCGGCGACGAAUAUGAGUACUACUGUCAGGAGGACGACCUUGAAUGCAUCAUGCAGAUGUUCGCACAGUCGCGGUGA
Candidula unifasciata is the source of this 672-nucleotide messenger RNA. The record is from the annotation of a GenBank genome assembly. NCBI's taxonomy places the organism in Eukaryota, Metazoa, Mollusca, Gastropoda, Stylommatophora, Geomitridae.